Aspergillus ochraceoroseus IBT 24754 is the source of this 2652-nucleotide messenger RNA. Its product is annotated as condensin subunit BRN1. Gene Ontology annotation, biological process: mitotic chromosome condensation. The record is from RefSeq and is a predicted model, not a curated record. Gene Ontology annotation, molecular function: chromatin binding. Lineage: Eukaryota; Fungi; Ascomycota; Eurotiomycetes; Eurotiales; Aspergillaceae. The transcript has 3 exons. The coding region runs from base 1 to 2652 and encodes 883 amino acids. Gene Ontology annotation, cellular component: condensin complex.
AUGCCCCGCGUCUCGAAACACCGCCGUUCCAACGGCGCCUCCACCCCCCAUAAGAAUUCACCGUUAAAGAUCCCCCUCAACGAUGAUAUGGGAGAGAAGGCGGCCCGUAUGGAGGCCCGUCAAGCCCGACAUGACCGCCAGAUGGAUCAGAUCAAGGCCGCCGUGAAGACGCCUAUGCCGCCUCGAAGAUACAGUGCCUUUGACCGGGCAGGGAGCAUGAGUCCAGCGACACCACGGGGCUCGGGUCAUCGCCACCGUGAAAGCGACGCUGAUGGUCUCCGCGGCGUGACCCCGAUGAAACGGGUGCCUAUCCUGGCAAAUUUUGAGGAAUGGAUGAAGAUGGCUACUGACAACAAAAUUAACGCGAAUAAUUCCUGGAACUUUGCUCUGAUUGACUAUUUCCAUGAUAUGUCUCUUCUGAAGGAAGGAGACGGUGUGAAUUUCCAAAAAGCCAGUUGUACGCUGGACGGAUGUGUGAAGAUUUAUACAAGCAGAGUCGACAGUGUUGCAACUGAGACAGGCAAACUUUUGAGUGGUCUGGCCGAUAGCCGGGAUAGGAAAACGCGCGAAACCGAAGCUGAGGGUGAAGGUGGCGAGGAGGAUGAGGAGGAUGGUGAGGGAGGGACGAGCAGGAGGUCGCGACGAAAGCGCUCACAUGAGGCCACACUUGCACCCUCUUUUGCCUCCCUACAGUUGAAAAAGUUCGAACUCGAGUUUUCCGUCGACCCGCUCUUCAAAAAAGCAUCCGCAGAUUUCGAUGAGGGUGGUGCCAAAGGCCUGCUCCUCAACCAUCUAUCGAUCGAUAGCCAUGGACGUAUUGUUUUCGACAGCAGUGAUGAUGCCACCGAGGAAUCUUCGAAGGACGCAGAUGAUGCUAGGCAGGAUUCAGAGGAGCCUGAGCGAUCGGGUUCUUCUACACCCCAGCCCCCGCCUGCGAAGCAGGCCCGUACAGAUAUAUUCGAAGAUGAUAUGGAAAUUGAUAUCACUCCACUAGCGAGUCAAUUCUUUCCGGACCUGGAGCGCCUUGACGCGCAAGAUAUCUGCCCUUCGCUUAAAAACUUCGACUUGGGAGACCCAAGCGGCUCCUUGGAUAUCCCUCUUUUGAAAGCACCCGAAGAAUGGCGACAUGACAAGGCGCAUGAGGGCGGGCAUCCCUCGAACGAGACAUCUGGCAUCAUGCUUGAUGAUGAUAACGCUGUCGGGUUUGACGAUGAUGAUGAUGCUAGCUUGACUGGCUUUGAUCUCAGCGGGGACACUGGGUUUGGUGAUGGUGGCGAGGCAUGGGCCCGUGAAGCAGCCUUGGAGCCGAUGCUCAAAGUACAUCGUGUGGAUUUAGAAGGCGACGAGAAGGGAGAUGAAAUGGACCUUGAUAAUGAUGAUGCAUACGCCAUAUCCCUGAACCAUCAACCGAGCAACCGGGACCAUGAAAACAUCCUCAGCUAUUUCGAUAAUGCACUGCAGAAGAACUGGGCUGGUCCCGAACACUGGAAGAUCCGCAGGAUCAAGGAGAGCACCGCCGCAACUGCCGCAAACGCAGGACCAAAACCCCGCAAGGAGAAAGAGCCAUUUGAGAUCGAUUUCAGUGCGCCUUUGGAUCCAGCUGUGGCUGAACUAGUCUACACUCCGGCAAGCUCCAACUCCACGAUAUCCCUCCCCAAGACCCAAUGGAAGACGAAGGGUCGCAAUCUCCUUCCAGAUGAUAAGCACUUCAACUCGCGGCAACUGCUGCGCCUUUUCCUCAAACCAAAGGCCAGAAUGGGCUCUAGAAAAUUGAUUGGCCCACGCAGUUUCAAUCAACGGCGACAAGAGCAAACUUCGGGCAAUGGAGAGAUGGAUGAAGCAUUCUGGGCCAACCAUAAAACUGAAGAGAAUCCUGCUGGCGAUGAAGAUGCUGUUGCUGGAGCAUACGAUGCCAACUUCUUCGCGGACGACGAUGGUCUAGCCUUCCCGAACGGCAUCGGCUUAGACGACGACGACGACAAUCUUCCAUUUGCCGAUGCCAGAGAGAUGUUGUCUCCCGCCGCUGAUGGCCGCCCAGGUACAUCAGUGGGAGAAUCCGGUGGAGCUUCAGGACUAGCUGCCCUCCUGAACAUGGUGGGCGCGACUCCUGGUGGUUCAAGCCUCCAGUCCGGUGCCGGAGGAUUUGGAUCGCAAUUAGUCACGCAAGGUGGUCGACGAGCACGUCCCGACUAUGUUGCCUAUGCUCGCGUCGCCAAGAAGGUUGAUGUUCGCCGACUCAAACAGGAAAUGUGGAAGGGCAUGGGUGACAGGUUGAUAGCCUCCAUGGACUCUGGCCCCGCAACCAGGACUAUGGACAGGAUCCCAGACGAUGAAGAGAUGGAAGAUGAUGGCCCGCCUACGCCAACACCAAUGGAUAAAACCGUACCCCUGGGCCCGAACCUAGACAGCCUGAAAGACGAUGGCGAACUACGAUUCACAGACAUUAUGAACUCACUCAAGACGGUCUAUCCUACGGAAGCUUUGCGUGAUAUCAGCACGUCCUUUGGCUUCAUUUGCCUACUCCAUCUGGCCAACGAGCAGGGCCUCGUGCUACAAAAUGACGACGGCUCCAAUAAUCUCGGCCAAGGCACACUGGAGGAGAUCUUUGUCCGGAGAGACGCCAACGCCGUCGUUCAAGAGGGUGGCAUGUGA